UUUGGAAAGUGAAAAUCAAAUCCUUUCUUAUUAGCCAAAAUGAAUCCCGUAAGAUCCGGAUUUGAUUUCAAUCCAAUCCAAUCAAAGCCUCUUUUACAAACAAACCAACUUCAUUUUUAAACCCUCAAUCCUCCUGCCCGGUUUCAUUCCGUUCCGCACACGAGUUCAAGCUGCAUUUACUCGCAUACCAGGGACUAUCCGAGUAACCUUCAUCUGCUUUAGGGACUAUUCGAGUAACCUUCAUCUGCUUUAGGGACUAUUCGAGUAACAACUUGUCAAACCACAGGGACGAAGAGUGUAAUUCUGAAAAGUUAGGGACUAAAGUUAUGAAGACAUUCAUGGGAUCCAAAUCCAAAUCCAAGUCCAAAAAGAUUGAAUACCCUGCAUUCACGAAUUUUACAAUCAAGGUGAAUGUUAAAAAAUCAUGGCAGGAUACAGUGAAAAGUGUGUUGAAAAGUGUUCAAGGAGUAACUACCUUCAGAAUGGGGGACGACGGAUCGGUUAAUAUUUCGGGUUACAUUGAUCCGACCCAACUAUUGAAAUGUCUAAAGAAAGCUGGAAAAGACGUAGAGAUGGUGCACUGGCAAUAUGGAGAAUGUUCAAACAACUUGUUUGAAAACACGGAACCACCUACGAUUGACAAUGGGAACGGUCCAAACGGAGUGGGGGACUAUUACUUACAUCCAAGUUAUGAUGUGUAUGGAAACGGGUAUGGGUAUGGGUUUGGCUAUGGCUAUGGUUAUCCAAGCUUUGCAAGGAACUAUGGCUACAAGCAUCUAGAAUGUUCGGGGAAUGCCGAAGAUUGUAGUGGACAUCACGCAGAACAACCAACGAAUUCGGAGAAAGCGUCUACGGAACAGCCAAAGAAUUCGGAUAAAUCCUCUUUCAGUAUUCCGAAAAGGAUUAGUGGUCAUGGGGAAGACCUAAUCCUAGGUGAAAAUGCUCCAAAAUAUUGCAGGAUAAUGUAAUUAAAUUUGUAGGACAUAAUGUCCUCGAUAUAAAGUUUUGUAGGAUUUACAACUAAUGGACUGGUGUAUCCUGUAUUUUCACUUUUAAAUAAAAUAUAAGG
Messenger RNA from Helianthus annuus (common sunflower), 1069 nucleotides. RefSeq lists its product as uncharacterized. Lineage: Eukaryota; Viridiplantae; Streptophyta; Magnoliopsida; Asterales; Asteraceae. Bases 327 to 968 code for a protein of 213 amino acids. The record is from RefSeq and is a predicted model, not a curated record. The transcript is spliced from 5 exons.